Tarenaya hassleriana is the source of this 1536-nucleotide messenger RNA. RefSeq names its product pentatricopeptide repeat-containing protein At1g09900-like. The record is from RefSeq and is a predicted model, not a curated record. Bases 1 to 1536 code for a protein of 511 amino acids. Gene Ontology annotation, molecular function: protein binding. The transcript has a single exon. NCBI's taxonomy places the organism in Eukaryota, Viridiplantae, Streptophyta, Magnoliopsida, Brassicales, Cleomaceae.
AUGGCGUCUCCAAGUUCAUCAGCAUCCAAGUUUCGACCCGCUUUUCUCGGUAGCUUCAUCCCCUUCCCGGAAAAUCAUGCACGUUCCAGCUUCAAAAUCUCCGGCAGGUCCAAGAUUGUUGUCCCGGUGACCUUGUCACUCUCCGGCAGAGACAGCAGAGCCUUCAGGAAGACAGAGUACCUACCCGAAGGAAGCCUCCAUCUUUCGGGAAAAACAGCUCGCCCGAGCGAGUUACAGGAUUCGGCUGAUGAAAUCGGGAAAUUUCACUUCUCGAGUGUGAGAGAAAUUCUGGGGUUCUUCGGAAGCAAUGGAAGAAUUCGGAGUUUAUCCGUUUUCAACGAGAUCCUGUCAACGUUAAUCAGACGGGACGAGAACGACCUUGCAUCCGAGCUUUGCUCUUACCUUCCAAGUUACGAGCUCGUCCCAGAUCUCCGUACAUUUUCAUUGAUGGUCAGAUGCCAUUGCAGAAGAAACAAAUUUGACAAGGCUAAGCAGACCAUGGACGACAUGUUGGAAAUGGGGUAUCGCCCAGACAUCGCCACUUUCACUGUUCUCAUAGACUGCUUCUGCAAAGACGGAAAACUUCAGAAGGCGUUUGAGAUCUUCGACUCCAUGAGGAAAAUCCAAUGCGAACCCACGAUUCGCGUAUACAAUUGCUUGCUAAAGGGUUUGUGUUACGUUGGACGGGUUGAGGAAGCCUAUGAGAUGAUAAUCGCCAUCAAGAACAACAAAUCAGUAACGCCUGAUAUGUACACAUUCACAACUGUCAUGGAUGGAUUCUGCAAAGUCGGGAGAUCAGACGACGCCAAGGAACUGCUCCAUGAAGCGAUGGAGGCGGGAUUAGAACCAGGGCCCAUCACGUACAACACUCUGUUCGAUGGGUACUGCCGAGAGGGACGACCGAUGAAAGGGUUUAAUCUAUUGAAGCUCAUGAAACAGAGGAAAUGCUCUCCGGAUUCCAUCACUUACAGCACUCUCAUGAACGGAUUCCUCAAGUGGGGAAAGUUUCGGGCUGCGUUAAGCGUGUACAAGGAGAUGGAAAGGACGGGUCUUGAACCAGAAGACAGGAUCUUGAAACGCUUAUUCAGAUGCCUAUGCGGGAAGUCACUUGAGGAACCAGACCUCGUCGAAGACGCCCACCAGUUGUUCGACAAAACGACCAAGAGAGCACUCACGGCAAAGAGAAAGCUCAUGGCGAUAGAUGUGGAUGUUCUGGGCAUGCACAGCCUAAUGAUACGGGCGUUCUGCGUGGGAAGGCGAUUCGACGAAGCUGUCGAGUGUCUAGAACGAGCGAUAGAGUUGGGGAUUGUUCCGAGGACGAUCGCGUUUAACAAUUUGGUACAGGGGCUUAGUGGAGAAGGUAGGAUUGAAGAGGCCAUAAACAUCCUACUUGUGAUGUACGGACAAGGCAAGAUUCCAAGUACAACGUCGUACGAUACAUUGAUCAAGGAACUGAACCGACGGGGAAUGUGGGCCGUGGCUUCAGCCUUGUAUGGUGCAGCUCUGAAGCGCCGCGUGUUUCCGCGCCGUACAUGA